UCGAAACCUUAACAAAGAGAAGCCUCUCUGCAACAUUUAUAAGAAUAUAUAUAACACACAACAAAACCUAUCUAUCUCUCUCUGUCUUUAAAAACACUGUCGUUAUGGUCGCGCCGCCUGUAGCCGCCGCCGCGUCCUUAGAGCUCUCUUUUCCGCUCCCCGCCGUCGUCGAACAACCAAUGGAGAAAGCCUUAUCAACCCUGAGUGAACCCACCUUCCCGAACGAGUUCCCUUACGAAUUCGUCGACUCCUCAACCUUUUCCUCUUCUCCAGAGGACUCAACGGAGACGGAAGACGAAACAACCGACGACGAAGAUGACUUCUUAGCCGGUUUAACUCGCAGACUCCCUCUCUCAACUCAGCGCCUCUCUUCUCCUUCCUUCGUCAUCGACAAGGCUCAGUUGAAACCCCAAGUCAUUGAGUCAAAACAGAGUGGACUCGGAAGUCCCAAUGGUCCGUUUUCUCAAGUCCCUUCACCGCCGACAUCUCCGUUUCGUGAAGAAGACUCUCUGAAAGUGUUAUCUGCUGCCGCUGGAGAAGUCGCCAAGAUUCAAAAGGCUAAUUUUGAUGCUAAACCCUCAAGCCGCCCAAACCCUAACCCUAAUUCCCAAAUCCCCUUUCCUCAAAACGCGGCGUUUAUUAACUACUACUGGCCAUGGCAGCCGUAUUAUCAUCUUGGAAUAGUCCCAAAUGCUUGGCUUGCGUCCCCUUCACCCGUUGGAAGCGUUUUCACCGCUCCAACCGCCGUCAAACCGCCGUCUACUGGUACCGGCGUUUUCCUUCCCCGGGUAUACGCAAACCCUUCCGAACCCCGGAAGAAAUCAGGAGGUGGAUGUGUUAAGGUUCCGGCAAAGGUUGUUAACCAACAAAAACCUAAAACUGAAGAGGUCUCUGGUCGGUGUAAACCAAAUUCGAAAGCUUUUCUCUCUACAGGAGGUGGAUGUGUUAAGGUUCCGGCAAAAGCUGUUAACCAACAAAAACCUAAAACUGAAGAGGUCUCUGGUCGGUGUAAACCAAAUUCCAAAGCUUGUCUCACUACAGGACGGGGCAAAAACAAUCACGUAGCUGGUCGUGGAUGUUUGAAGCAAGAAAGAUCUCUUCCAAAAGAAUGGAAGUACUGAGUUUGAAUUAGGUUCUGUAGGAUUCAGGACUUUUGAAAGAGAGAAAACAGAAAUGGUUCGUGUAGUUAAUGUGGGGUUGGAUAUAAUAUAGUUGAGGUUGAUGGUUACUGGUUAUAGUAAAAGAAUAAUUAUGUGGGGGGGGGGGGGGUUUAAGUUGGAUUGGGAUUUUGUUAGUCAUUGCUUUAUUUAUGUUUUAAAGUAAGGAGUUAAUAAACAAAAUUUUUUGGUCUUGGGAGGGUUUUUCAUCUGCUCUUCCUUAGAAUAAGGUUUAGUGCAACAACAUGGAGGAUGUGUUGAGAAGUACUUUAGGGUGUUCUCUACAAUUUUGGAAUCUAUGAUGGGGUUGCUAUAUUAUCUGUAUUUUUUUGUUUGUCUUAGUUUGUUUGAUUAAAAGAAGCAAAAAGUUGUAGUCAAUCAUAGUUGUAAUGGAGAAGAUUGUGUCUCAAGUCCUAUCAAUAAUAUAUUUUGAUUUUUGUGGCAUUUGUGUU
This is a messenger RNA of Camelina sativa (false flax), 1609 nucleotides long. RefSeq lists its product as uncharacterized. The record is from RefSeq and is a predicted model, not a curated record. Lineage: Eukaryota; Viridiplantae; Streptophyta; Magnoliopsida; Brassicales; Brassicaceae.